This is a messenger RNA of Drosophila serrata, 1140 nucleotides long. RefSeq names its product melanization protease 1. The record is from RefSeq and is a predicted model, not a curated record. Lineage: Eukaryota; Metazoa; Arthropoda; Insecta; Diptera; Drosophilidae. Gene Ontology annotation, molecular function: serine-type endopeptidase activity. Gene Ontology annotation, biological process: proteolysis.
UUUGCUUACAAUGAUAACACACGUUCCGGAUUCGGGAUGAAAGCUUAAUCGAGGUCAAGAAUCGGCAGAUCGCUCUCUCUGUUCCAAGAAAAUCAAAUAAAAUCACUGCAUUCUUCGGAUGAUAAGAGAACUCGGAACAUAAUAUACCGAGUGAUCGUAGCUGAGAUGGGUUCAGUUAGCAAGAGGCCUCCGUCGUCAUGGCAACCUUCAGGAACUCAAUCUCGAUUGUCGUGGCAGCCUGCAGCCUGAUCUUUCAGCUCCAUGGAGUGCGGGGAGUGGAAUUUCUAAAGUCCAUGUGCGGUGUUUCCUAUCCGGCCAGUACGACAUCGAGGAUUAUGCACGGCACAGUUGCAAAAUUUGGAUCGGCCCCCUUCAUGGCGUAUUUGAUUCGAAAUCAGGAACUCCACUGUGGCGGGACGAUCAUCCAUGAAAGAUACAUCCUGACGGCUGCCCACUGCAUCGAGAGUGGCAUCACUGUUCGUGUGGGCGAGUACAAUACCGACACAAAUCCCGAUUGCUUGGGAAAUACUUGCUUUCCCAAAUAUGAGGACUUUCAAAUUAAGGCUGUUUUAAGAAAUAGAAAUUAUGUGGCCAGGGACUUUGUCAACGACAUUGCUCUGCUCAAGCUAACCAGAGAUAUCCAGUUUAAUCUUCACAUUCAGCCCAUCUGUCUACUCCUAAAUCCGGCACUUGUGCCCAACAGGAGGCAGUGGCAGGCCUUUGGCUGGGGUAAAACCCAACGGGGGGUGUCGUCUAGUGUGCUCAAGACCACGAUGCUGGAUCACUAUCCAAACUCUCACUGCGCCCAAAGGCUGAACGUUCAGCUCACCAACAACCAGGCCUGUCUUGGACACCAGCAAACGGACACUUGCGCCGGCGACUCUGGCGGACCACUGGUGAUCCAGAUUAAUGUAACAGGAGUGAUUCGUUACCUGCAGCUGGGCAUAGUUAGCUUCGGUGAUGAAUUGUGUCAAAGUCCUGGAGUGUACACAUAUGUGCCUAAUUAUAUAGGCUGGAUUCGGAAUGUUAUUCGGACGCUGGGAUAAUGUAACACUCUAUUUUUAUUCCUAUCUCUGGAGAAGCUGAUCCUACCACUCUUCGUUGAUGAACUACAUAUAUUUAAGCUAUCUAAAUAUAUAU